Messenger RNA from Striga hermonthica, 690 nucleotides. The record is from the annotation of a GenBank genome assembly. NCBI's taxonomy places the organism in Eukaryota, Viridiplantae, Streptophyta, Magnoliopsida, Lamiales, Orobanchaceae.
AUGAGAAUAGUUGGAUUGACCGGAGGCAUAAGCUCCGGAAAAAGCACAGUAUCCAACCUCUUCAAAGCCAACGGUAUCCCCGUUGUCGAUGCUGAUGUCAUCGCUCGCAAUGUCCUGAACAAAGGUACCGGUGGAUGGAGAAAAGUGUUAGCUGCAUUUGGGGAUGAAAUUUUGCUCUCUGGAGGAGAAGUUGAUCGCCUGAAGCUGGGCCAGAUCGUGUUUAAUGAUCCUGAUAGGCGCCAGCUUCUUAAUCGGUUACUGGCUCCUUACAUCUCAUUUGGGAUUUUGCUUCAAGUUCUCAAGCUAUGGAUCAAGGGUUGUAAAAUAAUUGUUCUUGACGUGCCCCUGUUGUUCGAGGCCAAGAUGGACAGGUGGACUAAGCCCAUUAUCGUAGUAUGGGCCAACCCAAAGACCCAACUCGAGCGGCUUAUGUUGAGAGAUGGGUCCACAGCUGAAGAGGCCCAGAGUAGGAUUAAUGCUCAGAUGCCUCUUGAUCUGAAAAAGUCCAAAGCUGAUAUUGUGGUCGAUAACUCGGGUUCAUUGGAAGGUCUGAAUGAACGUUUUGAAGAGUUAUUGGUACAGGUCAGCAAGCCGUUGACGUGGGCUGAGUUUAGACUUUCUAGAGAUGGAGCUAUUAUGGCUUUUGUUUCUGUUCUUUUCGGUGUUAUUGUAUUUCGAACAGCUUUCUGA